CAAACUUGGAGAUCAAAGAAGUCAAGGUUGGCUUACCUUGUGGCCUAGAUUAUCUGCCACCUAAACUCAGAUUACUGCAUUGGGACGCAUUCCCAAUGAGAUGCAUGCCUUCUAACUUCCAUGGAGAAAGUCUCGUUGACCUCAUAAUGGAGGCUAGCAAGCUUGAGACGCUGUGGAGUGGACUCAAGCUGCUUAAUAGUCUCAAGGUUAUGAGUCUACGAUGCUCCUUAGACCUGAGGGAAAUCCCAGAUCUUUCGUUGGCCACUAAUCUUGAGAGAUUGGAUCUUGGCCAUUGCUCGAGUUUGAAGAUGCUUCCUUCCUCUAUUGGGCAUCUCCAUAAGUUGAAGGACUUGGACAUGGAAUUUUGCACAUAUCUCGAGGCUCUUCCAACCGGAAUAAAUUUGAAAUCUCUCUAUUACCUCAACCUCAAUGGAUGCUCACAGUUGAGAAGUUUCCCUCAAAUUUCAACAAAUAUUUCAGAUCUCUAUCUUGAUGGAACUGCCAUAGAGGAAGUUCCUACGUGGAUCGAGAAUAUCUCUAGUCUCUCUUACCUAUCGAUGAAUGGUUGCAAGAAGUUGAAAAAGAUCUCCCCAAACAUCUCUAAACUGAAACUUCUUGCAGAGGUAGACUUUUCAGAAUGCACGGCACUGACUGAAGAUAGUUGGCCGAACCAUCCUGGUGGGAUCUUCACGUCCAUCAUGAGAGUAGACAUGUCUGGUAACAGUUUCAAGAGUCUUCCAGACACAUGGACUUCCAUUCAACCAAAAGACCUUAUCUUCAAUAAUUGCAGAAAUCUUGCGUCACUGCCAGAGCUUCCUGCGUCGCUCUCCAUGCUAAUGGCUAAUAAUUGUGGAUCACUUGAGAAUUUAAAUGGCUCCUUUGACUACCCACAGAUGGCUCUCCAAUUUAUUAACUGUUUCAGUCUAAAUCAUCAAGCGAGAGAACUCAUCCUACAGUCAGAUUGCGCGUAUGCUAUCUUACCGGGUGGUGAACUUCCUGCACAUUUCACUCAUCGAGCUUAUGGGAGUGUCCUAACCAUUUAUCUUUUCAAAAAGUUCCCAACUUUUAAGGCUUGCAUCGUGGUUGAAUCAAGAUCUGGUUCGUUUACCUUUGGGGUACUUUGGGCCUUCAAAGGUGGAAGCAAUAAUAUAUAUUUUAGUUGUUUGACCAACACUCCCUCUACGGAGAAUCAUCUCAUCGUAUUCAAUUGCGAGUUUUCUCCGGAUGAAGUCAAUGAUUCCCCAGCUGAGCUGAGCUAUAACGAUGUGCAGUUUGAGUUUGUUUGCCUUGACCAUAGGAAAGAAAAGAUAAAGAUAAAGGAAUGUGGUAUACAACUCUUUGAGGGCUCUUCAUUUGCUGACGAUAGUGGUAAAAGAUCUGAAACUGAAUAUGGCAACGACUCUGGAUUGACAAAUGUAGAGGAUACUGCAAGCAGCAAGAGAAUGCGUAUCACAUAAAACAGCUCAAGAACCUUCUGUUUAUUCUGAAAGUCAAAGAUUGGAGAUAGGUUCGAUUACGCGAUGCUUUGAAUUUGAAGCCAAACGUUGACAGCUAAACUACAAUAGCUGUCUCUUAAUGUUACCCUUUCUCAGCUGUUUUUUGCCGGAGAAGUUUCUAGUUUGGUCCCGCUAUAGCAGGACAACAAGGUAGAGAGACCAAACAGAAAAUGGUUAUGAUAUAUUAUGUGUGUUGAUAAAAGUGGUGGGAAAUUGAAAAUGGUGGAAUCUGAAUCUUGGAGUCUUGAAUACGCUGAAGCGUGUGGAGGCUUGAACUAAAAUAAAUGAUGAUUGGAGAAAUCACUUUUUUUGUUUCUUAUCUACAGAACAAAUCAUGAUGACUUUCAAAGGUGAAUCACAUAAGGAAAUUAUGGUAAUGAGGCUGGAACUCAGAUGAGAAACUGUCAUAGAUCUAAGUGCUGUUAUUAAAUGUUUUCUAUCUGCUUAGACAAGACAUAAUAAAAAAUAUUAUUGCCGGUUUGGCCUUUGUCUGAUUGGGAUUGUGAACUUUCUUCAGUGUUUGUGACUUUGUUCUGUUUUCGUUUAUUAUUAAAAUGCUCGCUCGAA
Messenger RNA from Arabidopsis lyrata subsp. lyrata, 2063 nucleotides. RefSeq names its product protein SUPPRESSOR OF npr1-1, CONSTITUTIVE 1-like. Bases 96 to 1457 code for a protein of 453 amino acids. The record is from RefSeq and is a predicted model, not a curated record. Lineage: Eukaryota; Viridiplantae; Streptophyta; Magnoliopsida; Brassicales; Brassicaceae. The transcript has 3 exons.